This is a messenger RNA of Abrus precatorius (Indian licorice), 674 nucleotides long. RefSeq names its product protein PELPK1-like. The transcript has a single exon. Lineage: Eukaryota; Viridiplantae; Streptophyta; Magnoliopsida; Fabales; Fabaceae. The coding region runs from base 56 to 445 and encodes 129 amino acids. The record is from RefSeq and is a predicted model, not a curated record.
AAAAACUCAAAAGCAAAAGUCCUCUAUCAUUUAUAACAAAGGAAAGUCUUCUAACAUGGCCUCCAAGAGUUGCUUCAUCUUGGCUUUUUUCAUUGCUAUUUCCUUCUCAAGCAUGGACAUUGGUCUAGCAGCUCGCAAUCUUCUUCAGACAACACCAUCUAUACCUUUGCCGAAACCAACAUUGCCAACUAUUCCUACAAUUCCAACAUUGUCACCUUUUCCUACAAUCCCAACAUUGCCUCAGGGCAUUGUUCCACCUUUGCCACCAAUGCCAACAUUGCCUCAGGGAAAUGUUCCACCUUUGCCUACAAUGCCAACAAUGCCAACAAUGCCUACCAUUCCAACCAUUCCACAAGCUCUUCCACCACUUCCUACUCUCCCUUCACUGCCAAACAUGCCCUCAAUCCCCUUCAUGUCCCCACCACCUUCAACCACCACUCCUUGAAUGAAGAUUAUACACUAAAUCUUUGGACCUUGGCUCUGCUCUUCUCCUGUUGUUUGCAUAUCGAUAUAGUAGAAAUAUGAUGAUCAUAUUAUACUUUGUUCAUUUAUUGCUGGGGAACAUUUGUUUUUAUCUUUCAUUUUCCUUUUUAUUUCGUUGUUGUAUGCAUGGGAUUGUUGUUUCCUCCCCCUCUUUACUGCGUGUACUUGGAAACAUAUUGUUAUAGAAUACA